AUGACGGCUAACCACACGUUAAAUGUCCCGGAAGAGAGUCCCGCACAACCCAUCGAGCUUGGCUGGUCUUCAGAGCGGCUUGUAUUACGAGACAGUAGAGAAGAUUGGACAGGCAUAACCAAUCCCACUGAGAGGAGGAAAUUGCAGAACCGGUUGAAUCAAAGAGCACGCAGAGACAGAGCACGAAAGCGUACCUCACGCGAGACAUCGGAAACGGAACAUGGUGUACGACCCAAUCGGAUCACUCGCGUUGAUAGCACAUCCAAGUCUCCACAAGCGACAGAAAUCCCAGCAGUGAUCACUCCCAAAAAGCCACCGCCACAAGGAUGUAUGGUAGCAUUGCCCGAGGUACGAGCCUUGAUGGAUCGAUUUGCAGGCCACGCAUACGCCAGUUACCUGCAGGGAGAACCUGCUAUAUCCCACCUGUCGCUUCUUGUCAGGUACAAUUUGGCUACUUCUUUAGCGGCAAAUGCAAUGAUUCUUGGAGUUGUCAAGGAGUUCUACGAAUGGGACGGCAUAUCUCCUAUGAAUAAACAUGGCCCACAACUAGGCUCAACCUUUCACGAGAACUUUGCAGACUGGCCAGCCACGCUGCAGCCUACUCAACUUCAGCUGAGUAAGGCGCACCAUCCUUGGGUCGAUUGCUUCCCAUGGCCGCAACUACGCGACAACCUACUCCAAGCAUUUGAGCGUCCCGAUUUGUGUGAUGAAGACGAGCUCUGCCACGAUAUAUGCGAUCUCGUCGAUAACAAAGAACCGAUGUUACUCAUUUGGGGCUCACCAGCGGAUCCACGUUGCUGGGAAGCCAGCGAUCGCUUUCUCCGCAAGUGGGCAUGGCUCUUCAAUGGCUGUGGACAGGUGCUCAUGUCAACUAAUUACUGGCGAGCACAGAGAGGAGAAGCCUUGAUAACGCCACAGGAGUUCGCUAAGUUGGUAAGGCUGAGCUACCUCGAUCGGCUAAACUCCGUGGCAAGGUAA
This is a messenger RNA of Boeremia exigua, 978 nucleotides long. RefSeq lists its product as uncharacterized. The coding region runs from base 1 to 978 and encodes 325 amino acids. NCBI's taxonomy places the organism in Eukaryota, Fungi, Ascomycota, Dothideomycetes, Pleosporales, Didymellaceae. The transcript has 2 exons. The record is from RefSeq and is a predicted model, not a curated record.